This is a messenger RNA of Triplophysa rosa, 1031 nucleotides long. It is a transcript of the gene exosc2, whose product is annotated as exosome component 2. Gene Ontology annotation, molecular function: RNA binding. The record is from RefSeq and is a predicted model, not a curated record. Lineage: Eukaryota; Metazoa; Chordata; Actinopteri; Cypriniformes; Nemacheilidae. The transcript has 9 exons. Gene Ontology annotation, cellular component: cytoplasmic exosome (RNase complex); nuclear exosome (RNase complex). Bases 47 to 931 code for a protein of 294 amino acids. Gene Ontology annotation, biological process: U4 snRNA 3'-end processing; exonucleolytic trimming to generate mature 3'-end of 5.8S rRNA from tricistronic rRNA transcript (SSU-rRNA, 5.8S rRNA, LSU-rRNA); CUT catabolic process.
AAAUUCUGCCGUUUUCCGCCAUGUUGGAUGUGUGUAGGGUGAAAGCAUGGCGGCAGAAAUGAGAUUACCAGCAGUUCACAAAUUCAUUUCAUUACCAACAUCACAAUCACAGGACGACAAACAACUGGUGGUCCCUGGAGAAGUGAUCACAUCUGACACUGGAUUUAUGAGAGGUCAUGGCACAUACAUGGAUGAAGACAGACUCACAGCAUCAGUUGCUGGAGAAGUGGAGCGAGUGAAUAAACUCAUCUGCGUGAAACCACUGAAGACCAGAUUCAACGGUGAAGUUGGGGAUGUGAUUGUCGGCAGGGUUACGGAGGUGCAGCAGAAACGCUGGAAAGUGGAAACAAACUCUCGGCUGGAUUCUGUGUUGCUGCUCUCUUCAGUGAAUUUACCUGGAGGAGAACUGAGACGUCGAUCAGCUGAGGACGAGCUGGCCAUGAGAGAUUAUCUUCAGGAGGGUGAUCUCAUCAGUGCAGAGGUUCAGUCCAUCUUUUCUGAUGGCGCUCUUUCUCUGCACACUCGCAGUUUGAAGUAUGGAAAGCUGGGUCAAGGUGUGCUUGUACAGGUUUCACCAUCUCUAGUGAAGAGACAGAAAACUCAUUUCCACAAUCUUCCGUGUGGUGCCUCCAUCAUCCUGGGAAACAAUGGGUAUGUGUGGCUGUAUCCCACACCCGAUCAGCAGGAUGAAGAGGCUGGAGGAUAUUUCACCAGCUUAGAGCCUGUGUCCCUGUCAGAUCGAGAGGUGAUUUCUCGCUUGAGGAAUUGUUUGUUGGCUCUGUCGGCUCAUAAGGUUGUGCUGUAUGACACAAGUGUGCUUUACUGCUACGAGUCUUCUCUUUCACAUCAGAUUAAAGAUAUCCUGAAACCAGAGGUGAUGGAGGAGAUUGUUCUGGAGACACGACAGCGCCUUGUCGAGCAUGAGUGCUAAAGUAUUUAAAACCGUUGCUUUGACUACAAACUGAUGUUUAUUUUAGUAUCUGUGCUGUAAUAUACCAGCUAUUUUUCUUUGAAUAAAAACGUGUAUCUGA